GGAGGGCCAAAGAGAAAAUGCCAUCUCCGUUUCCGACGUUUUUCUGAUGGAGUUGAACCCAGAGCUCCGACAAAACCUUCUACAGCAACAGCAGCAUCCGAUGAUGUUGUCGGAAAAUUAUGCAAAAGCCAGAGACGGGUUUCCGUUUGAAACUCAAGUGACGUUCUCAAAGGGUAAUAGUUAUCUUCAGGAUUUUCAGCAUCUGGAUCAGUUUCAUGUUCAAGGUGGGUCGGCGUCGUCGUCGAACCCUGUUUUUGGGAUCCCUAAUGCGUUUUAUGACCCUUUUGAACCUGUGUCUUACGGGUGUUCGACGAAUUGUUUCAAUGAGAUGUUGGAGAAAAAGCCAUUUGGGGAUAGUUACAAUCGGGGGAAUGCUCAUGCUGUGGACAAUUUUCAGAGGAAUGAUCUUAAUACCUUUGAUUUUCAAGAAACAGGGGCCAUGAAUUUCGUUGUCUCGGAUGAGUUCUCCUCUGUGGGUGGUUGGAGCGACAAGAAAGCAGGAUUUAGCAAGAGCAGGACGCUAGGUGCGACGUUGCCUUCUUCCUCAAGGAACUUGAAAGGUCGGAGGAAGUCCAACUUGGUGAAGGGGCAAUGGACGGUCGAAGAAGACAAGCUGCUGAUUCAGCUGGUUGAUCAAUAUGGGUUAAGAAAAUGGUCCCAUAUUGCUCAAAUGUUGCCCGGGCGAAUAGGAAAACAAUGUAGAGAAAGAUGGCAUAACCACCUUAGGCCUGAUAUCAAGAAGGAUACAUGGAGUGAAGAGGAGGAUAAGGUACUAAUACAAGCGCAUGGAGAGAUAGGAAACAAAUGGGCAGAGAUAGCAAAGAGGCUUCCAGGAAGAACAGAAAACUCCAUUAAAAAUCACUGGAAUGCAACAAAGAGAAGGCAGUUUUCGAAGCGAAAGUGUCGAUCCAAGUACCCAAGAGGUUCCCUGUUGCAGGAAUACAUCAAGAGUUUGAAUUUGGACUCAGCCACCACACCAAGAAACCGUCAAGACAAAACUACUCCUUCACCUGCUACAGGGAGAACAUCCAAUCUUCAGACACAACAGGGUUUGGUGUUUUGUCCUGAUGAUCGUCUGGUACCAGAAUAUGACUUUAAUGAUGUCCCGGAUUUUAGUUUCGAUGAGAAACUGUUUCAAGAUCAGGAAUGCAGCAUUGAUUCUCUUCUUGAUGAUAUACAUAGUGCACCGGUGGAUAAAACCUUUGAGAUGGAUAUGACAAUGAUGGAGCCUGGAAUGGUGAAGAAGGAACUGGAUUUGGUGGAGAUGAUCUCUCAAACAAAUCUUUAAAGCCUCAUAGAGAUACAUAAUAAAGUCAUUUAAUAUAUAUACAAGGAAAGAUGAUGAGCUGCUGGACCCUUUAGGGUUUACAGGGUUUUUGCCAGCAAAGUUCAAUGAGUAUACAAUAUACCAGCUGAUCAUACAGCGUUGUUUUUUUGGUUCCUUUCUAAAAUUUACUUUCUUAAUUAGAGAUUACUAAUGAAUAAAGGCAAUGGUAAUCG
Messenger RNA from Rubroshorea leprosula, 1500 nucleotides. The record is from the annotation of a GenBank genome assembly. Lineage: Eukaryota; Viridiplantae; Streptophyta; Magnoliopsida; Malvales; Dipterocarpaceae.